AGUAUUUCCACCACACGAGAGAGUGAAAUACAACAGAGUAAAACCGCAGAGAGAGAGACACACAUAUCAGCACAAGCGGAGCAGUUUUCAAUGAAUUACCCAACAGCAACAUGCGCUUCGCAGCCACGCCUGCCUUGAACAACACAGCAAACUAGGAUACAAGGUCCCCUGGUGGGCUGGUUCCUCUCUGUCUUGCAUCACCUCCUCUAUUUCUUCUCCUCCUCUGAACUCCCAAAGCCCUUUGAGGAGCAAGGCCAUGGCACCGUUUUCCUCUCCCAUCCUCCUCCUGUCUCUCGUCCUCGUCCUUUCCCUGCCUCCAUCCUGUUCUCCUGAAUCCCAGCGGGAAGAACCGUCUCUCCAGCCCUCCGAAGCUCCAGAAGCUCCAUCAGAGCUCUACAGUAACCUGACGGAUGAGGGCGACGGCGCCGCUCUGAAAAAAACUUGCACCGACCUGGUCGAAUGCAAACCUGGAAUCAUCCUGCCCGUGUGGAAGCCCAUCAAUCCCAGUCUGGGAGAGCAGAUCAUCCGGGCUAUUGUGUAUUUUGUGUCUCUCAUGUACAUGUUUCUGGGAGUGUCCAUCAUCGCUGAUCGAUUCAUGGCAUCUAUAGAGGUCAUCACGUCACAGGAGAAAGAAGUGACCAUCACUAUGCCAAACGGAGAAACAUCAGUGGCCACUGUGAGAAUCUGGAACGAAACCGUGUCCAAUUUGACUCUAAUGGCGCUUGGAUCUUCCGCCCCUGAAAUCCUCCUGUCUGUCAUUGAGGUGUGUGGUCAUGGGUUUGAGUCCGGUGAGCUCGGUCCGGGCACCAUCGUGGGCAGCGCUGCCUUUAAUAUGUUUGUGAUCAUUGGAAUUUGCGUGUGGGUGAUUCCUGACGGAGAGGUGAGGAAGAUCAAACAUCUGAGAGUCUUCUUCAUCACCGCCUUCUGGAGUAUCUUCGCUUACAUCUGGCUCUACCUGAUCCUGUCAGUCAUCUCACCUGGAGUCGUCGAGGUAUGGGAAGCUCUGGUCACUCUCUGCUAUUUCCCUGUUUGUGUGAUUCUGGCCUGGAUCGCUGAUCGUCGCCUCCUUUUCUACAAGUACAUGGCCAAGCGCUACCGGGCCGACAAAAGGACAGGAGUUGUUGUGGAGACCGAGGGGGACAUGACCCCCAAAGGUAUGGAGAUGAUGAUGGAUGGCAAGUUUCCACUGAGAGCCGAAGGGAUGGGCACACAGGAACAUUACCAGGAUGGAACUGGCACAACAGGCACCAUGGCAACUCUACCCAACUCCAACAGCACGACCGUUUACAUGGAAGGUGCCAAGGACUUAGACGAGAGCCGUAAGGAGGUGAUCCGUAUCCUGAAGGACCUGAAGCAGAAAUAUCCGGAUAAAGAGUUGGAUCAGCUGGUAGAGUUGGCCAACUACUACGCCCUCCUCCAUCAGCAAAAGAGCCGUGCCUUUUAUCGUGUCCAAGCCACGCGCAUGAUGAUUGGGGCUGGUAAUGUGCUGAAAAAACAUGCAGCCGAUCACGCUCGCCGUGCUGUUGUGGUGGGCGGCGAUGAGGCUUCAGAGGAAGACGACUUGGCUGUCUGCAGCCACAUCUCCUUCGAGAGUGCGCACAGCCAGUGCAUGGAGAACUGCGGCACCAUCACAAUACCAGUGGUGUGUCGAGGAGGUCUGGGCGAGAGCACUUUCUAUGUUGACUACUGUACGGAAGAUGGCACAGCCAAUGCUGGAUCAGAUUAUGAGUACUGCGAAGGCACGCUAGUGUUCAAGCCAGGAGAAACCAGGAAAGACAUUAAGGUGGGCAUCAUCGACGAUGACAUCUUUGAAGAAGACGAGCAUUUCUUUGUGCGUUUACUGAACCUCCGUGUCGGUGAUGCAGAGGGUAUGUUUGAGAGUGACGACGCGGAUCAGGCUCCCAAGGCCCGGCUGGUGGAACCACUGAUGGCCACGGUCACCAUCCUGGACGACGACCAUGCGGGGAUCUUCACUUUCACGGAUCGCCUAGUGCGAGUGAGUGAGAGCGUGGGUACCAUGGAGGUCACGGUGGUCCGGAACUCUGGCGCUCGUGGAACCGUGAUCAUUCCAUACCACACAGAGCCUGGAACGGCCCAAGGGGGAGGGGUCGACUAUGAGGACACACAUGGAGAGCUGGAAUUCACCAACGACCAGACAACUCAGACCCUUCAGGUGAGGAUCAUUGAUGAUGAAGAGUACGAGAAACAUGAGAAUUUCUACAUCGUUCUUGAGGAACCGCGCUGGUUGAAGAGAGGAAUCUCAGCCCUGCUGCUGAACCAAGAGGAUCCGGAGGGACAGUUGAGUGCGGAGGAGGAGGAGGCAAGGAGGAUAGCGGAGAUGGGGAAACCUAUUCUGGGGGAGCACAGCCGGCUGGAGGUGGUGAUCGAGGAGUCCUAUGAAUUUAAGAGCACCGUCGAUAAACUGAUCAAGAAGACCAACCUGGCGCUGGUGAUCGGCACUCAUUCCUGGCGAGAGCAGUUUGUGGAGGCCGUGACCGUCAGCGCAGGUGAUGGAGAUGAAGAUGAAGAGGAGGGCCGAGAGGAGCAUCCCCCGUCCUGCUCUGAUUAUGUCAUGCACUUCCUGACGGUGUUCUGGAAGGUUCUUUUCGCGUUCGUUCCGCCCACGGAGUACUGGAACGGCUGGGCCUGCUUUGUAGUGUCCAUCAUUGUAAUUGGGAUCCUCACUGCCAUCAUCGGAGACCUGGCGUCACACUUCGGCUGCACCGUGGGCCUCCGUGACACCGUCACCGCAGUGGUGUUCGUCGCUUUGGGCACUUCUAUCCCAGACACAUUUGCCAGCAAAGUUGCCGCCACCCAGGAUCAGUAUGCAGACGCCUCCGUCGGAAACGUCACGGGCAGCAACGCCGUCAACGUGUUUCUGGGCAUCGGCGUUGCCUGGUCCGUGGCGGCCGUGUACUGGGCCAUCCAGGGCAAGCGCUUUCAGGUAGACCCUGGCUCGCUGGCCUUCUCCGUCACCCUCUUCACUAUUUUUGCCUUCAUCUGCAUGGGGGUGCUGCUGUUCAGGCGCCGGCCAUCUAUCGGCGGAGAGCUGGGCGGCCCUCGUGUCCCACGUCUGCUCACUUCGCUCCUCUUUCUGGGUCUGUGGUUCCUGUACAUUCUCUUCUCCAGCCUUGAGGCCUACUGCCAUAUCGAGGGCUUCUGAACGGCCUCCCUUGUUACGACACACACUUAUAUGUACAAACGGGGUUUUGAGGCUUGAUAAACUACAUACAUCAACACAACUUUGCACACACACACAAAACAUGUAUGAAUCUUUCAAAUGCACUAAUGCAAAUCAUUCAACUUGGAAGAGAAUCUGAGGUGAAAGAGAAAAAGAGAUGGAUGAUGCUGGGAAAAGAUAAAAGAAGAUGAGUUUAUGAAAGCAAAGCAAGUAGCAAAAGAGGGCAAAGAUGAGCGUGAUGUAGUAUAAAGAGGGAGCGACGCUGUAAAAUAGUCAUGUUUCGAUCUUUUCCGUUUCUUAAGCUCAGAACUGACAACUUUUUUUUACACUGCAGACGUUGUCACGUAAAAGGUCUUUUUAGUAAAUCUGAGUAAGGAUAAAGGUGUCCUUAGAGCUAUAGUGACAGCAGUUUAGAUGCUAAUGAAAAUGCACCAGCAAUUGGCUGCUUAACAGAUCAGCAGUUUCGCUUGCAAUGUGCAUUAUUCUGUGCUAAAGCAGUCAUUUAUGAUUGUUGCUUGACAGAUCGUACAAUAUGACCGCAGAGCUAAAAGAGCAAAAGCAAGACAGAAUGAAAAUUGCGUCACACUAGACUUCAAGCAUGUAAAAUCACUUUAGUCCUUGCAUUGAAUUUGUGCAGUGGAAAUGAUGUCAUGUUCUAGGGCUUCUUAUUCUAUAAAUCAUAAAAUAUUAAUAAUAAUGCAUUUUAGUGUGACUGAACAUAACCGAAGAAAGCCCUUUUUGAUAAUGUUUACAAUGUUUCUCCUGCAUAAUGCUGGACUGAGCAAACUCAAAGUUAAUAGUAAUGUGAUUAUAAUGCUAAAUAGUGAAAUAUUUGUUUCGCAUAAAUAUUGGAAGCUGUUGCUCUGAAAAAAAGACAAAAAUGUAUCAGUGACACACUAAGUAGUCCAAGACUUUCAAUUGUGCCCUGAAAAAAAUCUUUUGCAUUUUAAUAUUAUUUAUGGUUAAUAAUUAGUACAAAAUCUAGUAGAAAAUAAUAAUAAAAAAACAAUUAUAUUGUAAUUUAUUUUGAAAAUAUGAAAUAUUGGCUAGUUUAUUGGCCUUUGUUGUCAGUAUUCUCUCACAAUCUCCCUUUUUCAGACACAAUUGUGCCCUACAAUGAGAAAAAUAGUCUGGCUUAAAGGGAUAGUUCACGCAAAUUAAAUUUCUUAUCAUUUACUCUCUGUUUCAAAACAGCAUUAUAUUUUGUCGUACUGUAUGUUGGUAGCUACUGACUUCCAUAGUACUCCAUUGAUUUUUUUUUUCCAUUCUAUGUAAGUCAGUGGCUGUUUUUUUCCCUAACGUUUUUCAAAAUAUCUUCAUUUAGCUCAACAAAAGAAAGAAGUUGAAACCGGUUUGGAAAAUAGUAAAGAAUUUCAUUUUUGUGGGAAGUAUCCCUUUAAGACUAGAAGAAAGCAGCGGUAGCUCAUGGACAGAAGAAUAAGUGAAGAUGGAAUUAGAAAGUUAUUUAUUAAAAGUAUUACCUUCAUUCUCUGACCCGAAAUGGCUUUAUUUUCAAAAAAUUGUGUUCAUCUGAGUCACACUGAAUCCAGAUAAUAACAUUUAUUUUUACACGAAAACCUAUUCUACCCUUCAACAACCCCUCUGAUUCAACAAACAAAACAUCUUAUGACAUCACAAUGUCUGGGAACUUCUGAAAUGGAACACUGAGCAUCGUAAUGAUUUGAAUCUUCAAUUGUUGCAUUCUUUCUGAAAUGGAACACUGGACAUCAUGAUUUGAAUCUUUAGUUGUUACAUUCAUUCCAAAAUGGAACACUGGUCAUCAUAAUGAUUUGAAUCUUCAGUUGUUACAUUCAUUCUGCACCUUCUGCUGCCUGGAGACAAUGGAACGCCUCUAAAAGUGUCAAUGUAAAAAUUCACUCGCCGUCGUCUCCAUAUCUCCAACGGUCAAGCGUCAAGCCACUGGGAUGUACGCAAAACUAUUUUCUCAUAACAGCGUUCAGAGUAUGCCAGAAAUAAAAGACAUCUCCGUCAAUGCUUGCAGUGGCUGAACGGGCGCCGUUGAAGUAACUCUUAAACAGGUUUAUUAGAAGAACAAAUGAUUUGAGUGUCAACUUUAUUACGGUGCAUAAACUGAAGUGUGUCCACGUUCAUUGAUGCAUCCGGUGACUUUACAAGUUCUCGUAACAAAACACUAAGUCAAUAUGUCUCUGUACAGUUUCUCUCGGCAUUGUGUAAACCUGUCUGGGGCGUCUUGAUCUAGAGCAGUUAAGAGCUGCGCAGUGAUUGGUUCUUUAUAAACUCGUUAGCUGAUUAGUCCGCCGGAGCUGAAAGCUGAUUGGUCCCUUACAGAUUCACAAUAAAAAUGUUGUUUACUUGUAGAGCACUCAGGAUUGUGUGUAUAUGUGCGUUAAGGGGAUUCUAAGCGUUUUUAUGUCGUCAGCUCAUCUGUCCGGUCCGUAGAUGUUUGUGUAAAGCUGUGUGGUGUGUGUACUGUGUUCUCCUGCUAUACUUCAGGGCUGGACUUUUGUCUGUGGUCUAGUCAAUCGAAAUGCAUGAUGGAGUACAUAUCGGCAGAUCUAUAAUGGCAUGCUUUGAUUCUGAAGACAUGCAUGAAUUUGAAGUUUACACUGUUUGUUACUAAACGGGACAACAAUGAUGGCUGCCUAUGUCAGAUCUCUUUUAUAAUAUUUUGAUGUGAGAUCAGUACUUAAAGAAAAUGUUUACGCAAGAAUGAAAUUUCGCUGAACAUUUACUCACCCUCAGGCCAGCCAAGAUGUAGAUAAGUUUGUUUCUUCAUCAGAUUUGGAGAAAUGUUGCAUUACAUCGUUUGCUCACUCUACAGUGAAUGGGUGCCGUCAGAAUAACAGCUUGUAAAAACAUCACAGUAAUUCACAAGUAAUCCAAACCACUCUCAUCCAUCAAUUAAUGCCUUGUGAAAUUAAAAGCUGUGUUUUUGUAAGAAAUAAAUCCAUCUUUAAGACGUUUUGAACUUUAAACUAUUGUUUCUGACUAAUAUAUGAGUUCAUGAUCCGUAAUAUUGUUUCUCUAGUGAAAAUGUCAUCUUUGGAAACAUAUUUUAGCCAGAAAUUAAUUACAUCUUAAUUAUGGAUGUGCUUAUUACAAACAGACUUCACUGCAGAGGAUCCGUUGGUGAGCAAGUGAUGUAAUUCUACAUUUCUCUUAAUCUAAUGAAGAAACAAACUCAUAUACAUCAUUGAUGGCCUGAGAGGGAAUACAUUUUGGAAAAUGUAAAUUUUGGGUGAUCUAUUCCUUUAAUUAACAUUUAAUUUAUUUACGUGCAGAUCAGAAGUCUAAUUAUGUUCAAUAAUGUCUUGUGGUAAAAAAAAGGCACCAUUGAUCUGUAUUUUCACAUGCUUUGCCUCACACUGAACAACGUUCACACCUUUGUUUACAGUUCAGAAGAGAGAAAUAAGCUCUCUUAAAUGUUGUGCAAAAGAUAAAGCAUGAAAUCGUGUUUUAUACAUGCUCAACAUCAGUCAACUUAAACUGGCUUUAACAGACUGUUAAUCACUAGGUAGAAAAUUGGGGAAAAUGUUAUUUUGUUUAUAUUUGAUAUCUGAAACCCUGAAGGACGGGUUCAAUCCUAGAUUAGCAGAAUCUUAACUCUGUUUAGUUCCCAAUUAUUGCCUUAAGAGACUUAUUGAUUAUUUAGUAUUUAACUAAUAACAUGUCAUAAUUCUAUCUGUGUUGUUACAUGUUAAUGUGUUUGUUUUCUCUGAGUACAACAGAAACCAAAUUGAAUGAGACAGAGUGUGCAAUAUGCUAACCUAUCCCUGAGCAACCGGCAUUGCAGUAAACCUUUCAGUCAUACUCGGUGCCUAUCCCGACCCCGUCGCUUGCUUCGAGGUUUUCUUUAGUGCAUGUAGGCUUUUUAAUCUUAACGCUACAAAGAGGAAGUGCAAUAAAUCUGACAAAUGACAAGAAGAGUCGUUAGAGAUUUUCUGAAAGUUAAUGUUUUGUUUUAUCAUUACUGAUCUUGUGUUUUUGUGUGGCAUCGAGUCUGGAGAAUCGGUAGAAAUCACCCAUUGCCCUGAAUGUCAGAUGUUUACUCUUUUUACGACUCUGUUAAUGUCGAAAGCUUUGUAAAACUUUUUGGAAUACGACUUUGUGACAUUUUCAGUAGGUGAUUUUUCUAUUUCCAAGUGUACUCAAAUUGAUAGGAACCUCAGUAGCUAUUGAUGUAAUAGUUUUUGAUAACUAUUUCCAAGAUGUUUAGAUAUUCUCAGUAGGUUUAUUUGGGUUGAAAAGAAAUCACCAUAUGUUGUAUGAUAAUUCAGACUCCAUUUGCAGUGUUUAUUAUUGCAGCGAAUUAAUCUCUACGCUGCAUCCUCACAUCUAUCUAUCUAUAUAUCUAUCAUCUAUCUAUUAUUUGUUUUUCUAAUGAAUUACAAGUAAUAUGUCUCUGUAAAACAGUUUUUUGUGCACUGGGCCAAAGGCUAUUUUUAUUUAUUAAUUUAUUUACAAGGAAUUUAACUCAUGAUAACAGAGUGAAAUACACUGUAGGUGUGACUGUCUCGUCUGUUGACUGUGUGAAGGGCAUGUUCACUGAGUAAAAGGCCAUCUUGGCUUUUUCCAGUACACGUCUUCAUGUGUUCUGGUGAUGAUGUUGCAUUUCUGAUGUCCACCAGCGGUUGGACUGUGUUCAUUACUGUAAAUGUGAAGUUGUACAUGUGCCUCUAAUGUACAAAAUGCAUGAAGUACCUGUUUGUAUGCAUGAGGUGUUAUCAGUGUCAAAGUUUACAUUUAUAUCCCAUCUUUUUUCUUAUUUUGCAUUUUUUAUUUUACUUGCAGGUAUUUUUUCAUCCAAUUCGUUAGAGAUACUAUAGAAAGGUUUUAAAAUGGAAUUGGAAGUGGGGAGGAUAACCUAUUGACAAACAGUUUGUUACAUCUUAAUUUCUGCCUAGGGAAAUGUGAAAAACAGUUGUUACUUUCCAUGUUAUGAACCUCCGUCUUGUUGUCCUCACAGUUUUGUAUGUUGUCUGUGUCGAGCUCAAACUGGUCUUGCUCCCUGCCUUGUUUUUGUGCACUUCUGUCUGUGAUCAUUCUCUUCUGCCUGUUAAUUACUUUAAUAAUGACUGACAAUGUCCAAAAUGAUGUGACAUUAAUAUAUAUAAAAUACUGUAAUAAUUCACUAGAAAAUAAUAUUGAGGAUUAUGUUUGUUUGUUUGCUUUUUUUGUUUGUUUCCGUUCAUUUUUCAUGGAAGUAGCAUAAAAAGUCAAGACAAAACUAAAGGCGGAGGAGAUUUGUUUUAAAGAACAUGGCAUGAUGUGUACUGUGUCCCGAGAAGAAAAAAAAUUAUGUAGCUGUUAGAGCUCAAGCAGACCUUAUUGAAUAUAGUUUAUUUAUUUUAAACA
This is a messenger RNA of Labeo rohita (rohu), 8518 nucleotides long. RefSeq names its product solute carrier family 8 member 2b (gene slc8a2b). The transcript has 13 exons. Gene Ontology annotation, biological process: sodium ion transmembrane transport; calcium ion import across plasma membrane; cell communication. Bases 257 to 3163 code for a protein of 968 amino acids. The record is from RefSeq and is a predicted model, not a curated record. NCBI's taxonomy places the organism in Eukaryota, Metazoa, Chordata, Actinopteri, Cypriniformes, Cyprinidae. Gene Ontology annotation, molecular function: calcium:sodium antiporter activity. Gene Ontology annotation, cellular component: sarcolemma; axon; postsynapse.